This is a messenger RNA of Dermatophagoides pteronyssinus (European house dust mite), 1670 nucleotides long. Its product is annotated as tubulin alpha chain. Gene Ontology annotation, molecular function: structural constituent of cytoskeleton; GTP binding. Gene Ontology annotation, biological process: microtubule-based process. NCBI's taxonomy places the organism in Eukaryota, Metazoa, Arthropoda, Arachnida, Sarcoptiformes, Pyroglyphidae. The record is from RefSeq and is a predicted model, not a curated record. Gene Ontology annotation, cellular component: microtubule.
CCUAUUCGACGUUAUUUUUUUCGUUGUUGUUGUUGUUUGAUUGAUUCAGUUUGUCGAUUUUAUGACCAAUAUCAUUUUGUUUUCGGUUGUAAUCGUUACUUUGUCAACCAAAAACUUAAAUUUUUUUUUUUGAAUUCAUUUUUGUUGUUGUUGUUGUUUUUGUUGAAAUUACUUGAAUUUGAAGAAUUUUUUUCAAGAAAACAAAAAAUGCGUGAAUGUAUAUCAUUACAUGUUGGCCAAGCUGGUGUACAGAUUGGUAAUGCAUGCUGGGAAUUAUAUUGUCUUGAACAUGGAAUUCAACCGGAUGGAAUAUUAUCACCAAUCGAUUCAACAACAACAACAGAAUCAUCGUUAUCAUCGAAUGAUUCAUUUUCAACAUUUUUCAAUGAAACUGGUAGCGGUCAUUAUGUACCACGUUCAAUUUAUGUUGAUCUUGAGCCAACGGUUGUUGAUGAAGUACGUACAGGUGAAUAUCGUCGUCUAUUUCAUCCAGAACAAUUAAUAACUGGUAAAGAAGAUGCUGCAAAUAAUUAUGCACGUGGACAUUAUACUGAAGGCAAAGCAUUAAUUGAACCAGUUAUGCAACGUAUAGCUAAAUUAGCUGAACAAUGUUCCGGUUUACAAGGAUUUCUUAUAUUUCAUUCAUUUGGUGGUGGUACUGGAUCCGGUUUUUCAUCAUUAUUAAUGGAACGUUUAUCUGUUGAAUAUGGUAAAAAAUCUAAAUUAGAAUUUGCCAUUUAUCCGGCACCGGCUAUUUCAACCGCUGUUGUUGAACCAUAUAAUUCAAUAUUAACAACACAUAAUACACUUGAACAUUCGGAUUGUUCAUUUAUGGUCGAUAAUGAAGCUAUUUAUGAUAUUUGUCGUCGUAAUCUAAAUAUUGAACGUCCAUUAUAUAUGAAUCUAAAUCGUAUGAUUGGACAAAUUGUUUCAUCAAUAACAGCAUCAUUACGUUUUGAUGGUGCAUUAAAUGUUGAUUUAACUGAAUUUCAAACCAAUUUAGUACCAUAUCCACGAAUACAUUUUCCAUUGGUUAGUUAUGCACCGAUUGUAUCAAGUGAAAAAGCAUAUCAUGAACAAUUUAGUGUUGCCGAAAUAACUGGUACUUGUUUUGAGCCAUCAAAUCAAAUGGUUAAAUGUAAUACACGUAAUGGUAAAUUUAUGGCAUGUUGUUUACUUUAUCGUGGUGAUGUUGUACCAAAAGAAGUGAAUGCUGCUAUUGCAGCAAUUAAAGCUAAACGUACUAUACAAUUUGUUGAUUGGUGUCCAACUGGAUUCAAAAUCGGUAUCAAUUAUCGUCCACCAACUGUUGUACCAAAUGGUGAUCAAGCUAAAGUUCAACGUGCUGUUUGUUUAUUAUCAAAUACAACAGCUAUUGCUGAAGCAUGGUCAAGAUUAAAUCAUAAAUUUGAUUUAAUGUAUUCAAAACGUGCAUUUGUUCAUUGGUAUGUUGGUGAAGGUAUGGAAGAAGGUGAAUUUAGUGAAGCACGUGAAGAUUUAGCUGCACUUGAACGUGAUUAUGAAGAAGUGGCUGCCGAAUAUAAUGCCGAUGAUGAUGAUGAUCAUGAUCAGGAUGGUGAAGAAUUUUGAGAAUUUUUUUUUCAAUUUCAAUUUUCAAUUUUAAUUAGAUUUAUUUAGUUGAAUAAACAAAUAAUAUACAAAUGUAGAUC